Molecule: messenger RNA, 5894 nt
Organism: Penaeus chinensis
Lineage: Eukaryota; Metazoa; Arthropoda; Malacostraca; Decapoda; Penaeidae
Gene: Cul3
Product: cullin-3-like
Exons: 14
Coding region: 306-2825 (839 amino acids)
Biological process (GO): protein ubiquitination; ubiquitin-dependent protein catabolic process
Cellular component (GO): Cul3-RING ubiquitin ligase complex
Molecular function (GO): ubiquitin protein ligase binding
Source: RefSeq, a predicted model, not a curated record
GAGAGCAGUGUGUCAACAAUCAUGGCCGACCAUUGUUUGCUUCUGUAGAAUCGCCUUCCAAGGAAAAACGCGAUUAAUGCUCCUUCCUCGCGAUCUUUAUGAGAAUGACUCUAGACUCGACGUGAACUUGAGAUUUGUGUCAGUUCGUGGAGAUAUGAUAGUAGAGAGAAUGGCGCUCCGUAUCGCGACAGGAGUUUGUUGAAGAGUGAUGUUUUGAUGAAGCCAAGAUCUUCGGGAAGGAAAAGUCUCCGAGGUUUCUAUUUCUAUUUCUAUUUCCUGGAGAAACGGAUCAGAAAUUCAUUAAUAUGAGUUCGCUAAAAUCAGGAAACAAAAAAGAGCACCAGAAAAUGCGUAUCCGCGCUUUUCCCAUGACGAUGGAUGAACGUUAUGUGGAAAAUAUCUGGCAGCUGCUAAAAAGCGCCAUCCAAGAGAUACAGAAAAAGAACAACAGUGGUCUCAGCUUUGAGGAACUCUACCGCAAUGCCUACACUAUGGUCCUACACAAGCAUGGGGAGAGACUAUAUACAGGCCUCAGGGAUGUCGUUACACAGCACUUGGAGAAUAAGGUCCGGGCGGAUGUGUUGGCAUCGUUACAAAACAACUUUUUACAAACGUUAAAUCACGCCUGGAACGACCACCAGACCUCCAUGGUGAUGAUUCGGGAUAUCCUCAUGUACAUGGACCGUGUCUAUGUGCAGCAGAACAAUGUCGACAAUGUCUACAACUUAGGAUUAAUUAUUUUCAGAGAUCAGGUUGUACGGCAUGGCUGCAUACGGGACCACCUACGAGAAACAUUACUAGACAUGGUGAUGAGGGAACGUAGAGGUGAAGUAGUUGACAGGCUAGCAAUCAAGAAUGCUGCACAGAUGUUAAUAGUAUUGGGAAUAGAAUCCAGAGCUGUAUAUGAAGAGGAUUUUGAAAGACCGUUCCUUGCUCAGUCUGCAGAGUUUUAUCGGAUGGAGAGCCAGAAAUUUUUAGCAGAGAAUAGUGCAUCAGUUUAUAUUAAGAGAGUAGAAGCAAGGAUUAUGGAAGAGGCUGAACGGGCUAAGCAUUAUCUAGAUGAAUCUACAGAACGACGUAUAGUAGAAGUUGUAGAAGAAGAACUAAUUAAGAAGCAUAUGAAGACCAUUGUUGAGAUGGAAAACUCUGGUGUUGUACACAUGCUCAAGAAUAAUAAAACAGAAGAUCUAGCUUGCAUGUACAAGCUUAUGUCUAGGGUGUCUGACGGAUUACGUGCGGUAGCUGAGUGCGUGUCGCAACACUUAAGAGAACAGGGCAAAGCUUUAGUUGCUGAAGAAGAGGGAGGAAAGAAUGCUAUAACGUUUGUACAGAAUUUGCUGGACUUGAAGGACCGGUUCGACCACUUCCUCCACAAUUCCUUCAACAAUGAUAAGAUCUUCAAGCAGAUGAUCGCAGCAGAUUUUGAAUAUUUCCUCAACCUCAACAGUAAAUCACCGGAGUAUCUGUCAUUAUUUAUUGAUGACAAACUCAAGAAGGGUGUUAAAGGAAUGACUGAGGCGGAGAUUGAAGCCGUCUUGGAUAAAACUAUGGUGCUGUUCCGUUUUCUGCAAGAGAAGGAUGUAUUCGAGCGGUACUACAAGCAACACCUGGCUAAGCGCCUCCUCUUACAAAAGUCAGUGUCGGAGGACUCGGAGAAGACCAUGAUCUCCAAGCUGAAGACGGAGUGCGGGUGCCAGUUCACGUCCAAGCUAGAGGGCAUGUUCAAAGACGUCACCAUCUCCAACACCAUAAACGAGGAGUUCAAGCAGAGAGUUAAUAGUGCCGGGACAAACUUGUGUGGAGUUGACAUAUAUGUGCGAGUGUUGACAACUGGUUACUGGCCAACGCAGUCGGCAAAUUUGAAAGCCAACGUACCCAUGGCCCCCAGAAGUGCCUUUGAGGCCUUCAGAAGAUUCUACCUCAACAAGCACAGUGGCAGACAACUCACUCUUCAGCCACAACUAGGGUCUGCAGAUCUCAAUGCAGUAUUUUAUGGCUCAAGAAAGGAAGAUAGCUGUUCAGCAGCAGCUAGCAGUGUGGCCUCAGUAGCAGCUUCAGCCUCAGUGACUCCUGCGACAUCAGGCGAGGCGACUGUGAGCAGCGUGGCGGGUAUCUCGUCAUCAUCAUCGGCUGUAGCAGCGGCAGCAGCGGGUGUUAGCAGCAACAACAAUGGCUUAGCCCCCUCUCCCAGUGUGCCAGGGACACCCACCUCGGCUUCGGCUGUAGGGCCCUCCCCCUCCUCCGCCCCCUCUGUCAUGGGUGCAGGAAAGCCCUCGGGGCCUAGGAAACACAUCAUCCAGGUGUCCACGUACCAGAUGGUCAUACUGAUGCUGUUCAACACCAGGGACAAGCUCACUUAUGAGGAGAUUCAGAACGAGACGGACAUCCCAGACCGUGACCUUGUUCGAGCUCUGCAGUCGCUGGCACUUGGAAAGCCAGCUCAGCGUGUGCUUGUCAAGAGCCCUAAGACGAAGGAGAUGGAGUCUUCACAUGAGUUCACGGUCAAUGACUCAUUUACAUCAAAGUUGUACAGAGUGAAGAUCCAGGCAGUAGCAGCCAAGGGAGAGAGUGAGCCAGAGAGAAAGGAGACGCGGAGCAAGGUGGAUGAGGAUCGCAAGCACGAGAUUGAGGCGGCCAUCGUGAGGAUUAUGAAGGCCAGGCGGAGGAUGACGCAUAACAACUUGGUGGCAGAGGUAACAGAUCAACUCAAGUCCCGCUUCUUACCGUCCCCAAUACUUAUCAAGAAGAGAAUUGAGAGCCUCAUCGAGCGAGAAUAUUUGGCCCGCACUCCAGAAGAUAGGAAAAUCUACUCUUACGUGGCAUGAGGAGUAGGCUGUUUGUACUGGAGCAUAGCCAAGGCUGUGAAACCUUCCCUUGCGAGAGGCACGGCCAUCAGUCAAGGAGGUUGGGGGGAAAGCAAGACUUUGGAGAGUGUUGGGAAUAGGCAGCCAGUCCACCUCCUCUCCUCCACUUUGCUCUGUCUGUCUUUCCGUCUCUUUUGUCUUCUUCUCUGUCUUUUAGUUUCUGUAUGUCCUUGUGGCUCUCUCUCUCUAUCUGUAUGUCUCUGUCUCUUCUGUUUCUCUCUGUUUAUCUGCCUGUCUCACUGUCAGUCUCUUUUUCUCAUUCUCACACCUAUUUCACAAAAAUUUUCACUCCUCAUCCCCCCCACCCCCCGUACAUGUGCUCUCCUCUGCAGGUGUUCACUUCACUCCAUCCCGGGAAUCUGCGGGACUCACACACACACGCUCAUGGACCUAGCAAGUUUCUGUGAGUGUCUUUGAUAGCACCAGCCGGACCCAUGUGUCUUUGCGAGCACCGGUUGGAUGUGUGAUGGAAUUGAAGAAAUAGAUAAGUGCUUUGAAAGAAAAGAGAAAAAGGCUUAACAAGGUCGUUUUGAAUGAAUAUAUGAAUGAAUGAAUAUAUGAAUAAACAAAGGAAAGGAAACAGGAAAAGAGGACCCCUUGAUAGCCUGGUUGAUCGUUUGGAGAGACACUGUCGACUGCUUCCUGGAGCUGCUGUUGGAGAAAGAAAAAAACGAAAAAGAAAGGAAGAUAGGAAAAUAAAAAAGGAGGGAAGAAAGGCAGUGUGUAGAUAGCUUGAAAAAGUGUUUAGGACAGUUGAUAGUGAUCGCAACCAAAAGACAGUGAUAAUCCGUGGCGAACAAGAGUGUCCAAGGAACUAUUUUCCCCCCAUCCCUCCCUCUCCCUCCCUCACUCUCUCACUCCCCACUCCCCACUCCCCACUCCCCACUCCCCACUCCCCACUCCCAUAUCUGCCCAAUUUGCCUUUUCCCCCUUCCCCUGUCCCCUCCCUGCUUUUCCCCCAGCCCCUCCCCCUCCCCUGCCCAGCCCCAUUUUGUAAGAUUGUUUUUUUUGCUCAUGAUAACAUAUGUGUCAUUUUCUAAGAAUGGCCCCUAUAUAGUGUCAGAGGUGCAGCCGCGCACCUUCAAAAAUUUAUACUACGUUAAUAGAACUUGACGAUGACGAUGAGAGGAAAGAAAAGAACAAAGGAAAAAACACUGAAGAAGAACGAAGACUAAGAGGAAACGUAACAACAAAAUACACACAUAACAUGAUUUAAAAAUUAUGAAUAAAAGUAAAUAAAUAUGUAGAGUGAUGAACCCGCUUACUUGCUUGGUCCCAGCGCAUCCAAACUUGCGUGUGCGGUCAAUGCUGAGCUAAUACCAGUUGGUAGACUUUUUGCCGCAAACUUUUUUUCAUUGGGAAUUUUUGUUUUUUUGUUUUUUUGUUUUGCGUUAAAUCUCCUUCCUAACCCACUCUCUCUCUUUCUCUCUCUCUCUCUCUCUCUUUUUUUUCUCCUUCCGAUCACUAUUUUUUUUUUUUGUGUAUAUAUAUAUUUUUUCAUUUUAUAUUGAUUAUGUACUUCUGUUGCUCACAUUUUUUUCCAUUAUGUUUUUAUGUAUUUUUUUUUCUUUUUUUCUUUUAUUAAUUAUUUUAUUGCAGGCAGCUUAUUUAAAACCAUUAGUAAUGGCAUUGUUGUGAUAAAGAAUAAUGAUGAUAAGAAUUUAAACAAAAACAAAAACAAAAAAACAAAAAAAUAUUGUUAUGUACUGUUAGUUGAUGAUAAGUUAGUUUUGGUCCAAAAUCUGUAAGAUCAAUUUUUUGCAUUUAACAUGGCAAAAUAUUUAAUAAAAUUUUUAGAUUUAUUUUUCCUUCAUCUUUAGGGUAAACAAAAUGGUAUUAUUGUCAGCAGUCUUCCCAUAUGGGUUACGGGAGUGAGAGAAACUGAAACUACUGGAAAAGGGUAGUGUUCGAAUUCGUCAGUCAGAUGGACGAUUAAAGACACCACAGAGUUGAUUUUAUCCAGUGCUUAUAGAAAGCAAGUAAGGAAGGAAGGAAGAAAGAAGGAAAGAAAAAGAAAGAAAGAAAGAAAGAAAGAAAGAAAGAAAGAAAAAAAGAAAGAAAGAAAGAAAGAAAGGAAGGAAGAGAGAGAAAAAAACAAAAAAAUAUGGAACCAUAGAAUGAUCACAAUUUUGCGGAAAAUAUGAGAGAUUAGAAUUCCCAGUCGUACUAUUGAAGGAGAUUGGGAAGGAAUGACUUAGACUGCAAGUGAGAAAAUCAUCCUAAGUUUCAUGAAAUAUAUUUAUGAUUUUUUAUAUAUAUAUACAUACACACAUCUGCCUGCUGUCCUCAUGACACAUUUCUUUGGAACAGUGCUCUGAUUUCCUCCACAUUUGUUUUGUUAUCUCCUCUAUCAGCCUCCUUUGUACACUCGCUACCAUUGGAAGUAUAAACAAGUUUCUAAAAAUGUAUUUAUUCCAUUAAAUGUCUGAGAGGCAAUUUUUAUGUUUUCUGCUCUUCCUAUAUUUGGCGAAGUGAGUCCUGCCACUAACCAAAGUAUACACCGUGCAUUUGGCAGUUUUACGGAUUUAUUUGUCUCUAGUGAGCAUCUGCUGUGAUUGUAGAUGCUGUUUAUAAAAAAGGGGUUUUGGUCUAAUGAAGAAAGUUGCAUGUGGAAAAAAUGCUGGAUGAAAUUUGUUGUUCAGUGGAAUGUUCAUGUUCAGUCAGUAGGUAGUAUUUUCUUUAUUACAUGAAGGAUCUUUUUUUAACAGAACACAAUUGUACAAAGACCUGUAUUAUAGCACUGAACAUGGGAAUUUUUGCCAUUGAACACAACAGGUGCUUUGCAAUUUAUGCUCCCAAAAGCAUUUGGUGGAAGAUUAUGAUUAUGUAUGUUAAAAAAGAAAUACAUGAAGGUAACUGCUUCUAAAAGCUGUAGUCGGCCACAAUUUCUGUUCUUAUUUGAAGAUAACAAGAUGUUUUGUUUUUAUACAUAGGCUUGACAUUUACAAUUCCUUGUACACUGUCAUAUGUGAUGUCAAGAAUUAGGUUGUCUGUUUUUUUUUAAAUAUAUUAUUAUUACUGGAUAUCAGG